Messenger RNA from Periconia digitata, 1236 nucleotides. The record is from the annotation of a GenBank genome assembly. NCBI's taxonomy places the organism in Eukaryota, Fungi, Ascomycota, Dothideomycetes, Pleosporales, Periconiaceae.
ACUGCAUCGUACCCUAUGCCCUUCAGAAUUUCAAAGCACCAUGUACUACAGUUCUCGUCGAGUCUGCUAGGUGAAUGUGAUGAAUAGUGGUGAUAGGACUCCUGUGCUGAAGUACUGUGUGCAUGCAAGAAAUUUGUACCAAAAUCUACACUUCUUACUGACUGCUUGAUAGCUGGGUACGAUGUGAGUUCACCCAGAUAUUAUCGUCUUCGUCCCUAAAGCGAGUGUUCAAGAUUGAUUCCCACCUUGUAGUUCUUUCUCUAUGUGGUGAAGUACCUGAGGCUAGUGCACGUCUUGGCACUUCCACACUUCCACCGAAGCUUUGACGCGUACGAACCACCGCCUAGAUCCAGCAAUUCCCCACGACAUCAUCAGCGCUUCGCUUGCAGCACCUCACCUCUCUCUUUGCACGAUAACACUUUACCUACUUCCAACGGGAAAUUCAUUUUCUAGUCCUUCUUCAAAUUCACGGGAACUACGUGAGAUUACACCGCCAACAUGUUCAUAGCUCGAAGCGAAUAUGACCGAGGCAUCAACACUUUCUCCCCCGAAGGUCGUCUCUUCCAGGUCGAAUACUCACUAGAAGCUAUCAAGCUCGGAUCGACAGCGAUAGGUGUAGCAACCGGCGAAGGUGUAAUCCUCGGCGUAGAAAAGCGCGUAACCUCCACGCUCCUCGAGACUUCCUCGGUCGAGAAGAUUGUAGAAAUCGAUCGCCACAUUGGUUGCGCCAUGUCAGGUCUGCAGGCCGAUGCCCGUAGCAUGGUCGAGCAUGCCCGUGUGGAGAGCCAGAACCACGCAUUCAACUACGCAGAGCCUCUUAGGGUGGAGAGUUGUACACAGGCCAUAUGCGAUCUGGCACUGAGAUUUGGAGAGGGUGCUGAAGGCGAGGAGAGCAUCAUGAGCAGGCCGUUCGGAGUGGCGCUGCUGAUCGCGGGGUAUGAUGAGGAUGGUCCAAGCCUCUACCACGCAGAACCAUCCGGUACCUUUUACCGCUACGAUGCCAAAGCCAUUGGUUCCGGUUCCGAGGGCGCACAGGCCGAGCUCCAAAACGAAUUCCACAAGUCACUCACUCUUUCCGAGGCGGAGGUGUUGGUGCUCAAGACGCUGAAGCAGGUCAUGGAGGAGAAACUGGACAGCAAGAACGUACAAUUGGCGAGCGUGACGAAAGACAAGGGUUUCCGGAUCUAUACGGAUGCAGAGAUGGAGGAGGUCGUCGGAAGAUUGCCCACCAACUAA